AAAAAAAAAAUAAGAAAGAAAAUAUCUAAAUAAUAAGUUUUUCUUUUGCUAAAGAGUGUGUAGAUCGUUUAGAAUUGGUGACAACACGAAGAAAUUGUCUUCCAAUUAACAAAAAAUAAAAAUAUUAAGACAUAUACUACCUAUAUAAAAAGCUUUUGGCUACAUAUAUCGGAGAUUUGCAAAAAAUAAAAAUAAAAAAGAAAAACACAACAACAACAACAAUAAAAAAGCAUCAACAGCAAUACAUAACAUGAAACGAUUCGUUUAAAAUACCUAACUCAAAAUGUUUGUGAAAUACGAAAUAACCAAACAACGGCAGCAACAGCAACUAAACAGACAACAACAACAACAACAUUGUCUAUAUAUUUUGUGAAACAUCAAUCUUUGGGUGAACAACCAAAGCGCUGCUAGUAGCACCACACUAACCCACUACUGUGUGUGUGUAUGUGCCGAAAGUAUACAAUUAAUAUAACAAGAGAAAAAGGCAGCAAAGCAAGCAACUCGGAGAAGUACAAAUUGUAGUUGUUUUUAUUAUUGUUAUUUGUUGCUCAGAGCGCGCGCAACAUAAUCAUCCUCAACGUUGCCAUCGUCAUUAUCAACAUCAUAGCCAUCAGCUGGCAUCACCCAUAACAACAAUAAAGACAACAAACAUCAAGAGCACCAUUGAAAUUAUCGUCUUGGGUAUCUUCUUGUAUGCUCCUUUGUUGUGUUGAGUUGAACAACAUCUCUUCAAGGCACGAAGUCGUCGUGGUAGCCUUCUUCGUAGUCGUUAACGUCGUCGCGUUCGUUCGUUCUCCCCCUUUUUUACCACCCACUUUCUUCGACAGCUUUAAGAAUACGCACCCCCCAAGCUAAGUCGUCGACGCCAUCGCCGUUGCCGUCAACGCAUAUGUAUAUCCACACUCAAUUGUUUCGCGAAUGUGUGUGUGUGUGUGCACCUCGGCAUUAAAAUCAUCAUCAUUGUUUAACAUCGUGUAGAAAAAAUUCUUGUUGAUUCAGUUUAUCCUCUCGCGUUUGUUAAUAUAGCUAUCUACUUAUAAAAAAAAAAAUAAGAAAUACAAAAACAACAAAUAAAUAACAAAAAAACCAUAACAAAACAAACCCAGAGAAUUGGGAGAAAGAAGUACAAUAACAACAUCAACACCGACGGCAAGAGCAAACAAAAACCGCACAAAUGAAAAUGGUUGAUAAGUCAUCAAAAUUGGAUAAAUAUAGCGCCAAUAUGAACGCUUCCACAUCAGCGGCGGCCGCUGGUAUUGGCGGCGUCGUCGGCAGUGGGUCUGGUGUAGUCGGUAUCGGUAAUAGUGGCUCUAAUGUCACCGGUUAUUAUUAUCAUGCCUUGCAGCAGCAGCAUCAGCAACAGCUACAGCAACAACAGCAUCAGAGUAGUAGCAGUAGUAGCCAUCAACAACAACAUCAUCAUCAUCAGAACGGUCAAAAACCAGUUCCAAUGAAGUUAUUUGCUGCUUGGGAAGUUGAUCGUACACCACCGAAUUGUAUACCGAGAUUAUGUUCGCUGACAAUAACCCGUUUAACAAUUUUAACACCCCUGCCUGGCGAUAUGACAUCGCUAUCGCUGGCGGUGAAAAUGCAAAGUUCCAAGCGUACGCUACGCUCCCACGAAAUACCCAUAAGUGGGGCUAGCUUUGUGCAAAUAACCUCAAGCAGCAAUGCAACCGCUUCACUUGGUGUCAGUGGUGGUGGUGGUGGUGGCAGUGGUGCCACUGCCAAUGCAAGCAAUAACAUUAGUGGAGGCGUCGGAAAUCUUUCCAUGAUGCAACAACAGGGUAAUUCACCCAUUUCUGUAUCCAUGAUGAAUUCCGGUCAGUCAACCAUUGGCGGUAGCAGUGGUGGCAUCAGCAGCGGUGGCAACUCACAUAUGGUUGGCACACCGGGUAGUAUUGGUAAUGCUGGCAUUGGUACAGCAACUAAUCCAAAUGGUGGUGGUGGUGGCAUGCUAUUGGGUGGCAGUUUACCACUGUCCGAAACUGAGCUGGAUUUAAAUUUUAGUCUUCAAUAUCCACAUUUCAUAAAACGUGAUGGCAAUAGACUGGUUAUACUACUACAACGACGCAAGAAAUAUAAGUCACGCACCAUUUUGGGCUAUAAAACACUGGCCGAAGGAUUCAUACGCAUGGAUGCUGUUUUGCAGAAAUCAAUGGAUAUGACUGUCGAAUUGACAGCUUCCGGCAAAAAUGGUCGUCCUGGCACCACCGUAGCCUGUCUGCGUGCCGAACGUGUCUCGUCCAUUCCCGUUGAUCAUGACAAUAAAAAUAAUAAUAGUGUCCUAUUGGCAGAUCGUGUCGCUGAAUAUUCAGAUGAGGAUGAAGAAGGUGAAUUUAGUUCUGGUGAAUUUAAUGAUGAACUCGGCAUACCCGGUUAUGAUCCGAAACGCGAUUAUAAUCCUUCCAAGCAUGAUAUGCGUAAAUAUCGCAAAUUGCAACGGUCCGAAGUUGAAGAUGUUGUGGCAUUAGCCGGCUCCAAUAAUCCCGUCGACAGUGAUAGUGAAUUCGAAAUGAAGGAUAAGAGUUCAUCACGUGCUAAGAUAAGCAGGACUAUUUCCUUGCAACAACGUAAUUUUAAGCAAAAAAUCUUUGCUUUGCUGAAACGUUUCAAAGCCUCUGAGGAAUUGGAAGGUGAAGUGAAUCGCGGCACAGCCGCUCUACGUGGUGAACGUGAUUUGGAUGCUUUAUUUCAAGAGCUCGAAUCAUUGUCAUGCUGUGAGGGUGAUGAUUCGGGGCCAGAUAUAGACAGUCUAUCGAUUGGUUCGACACCCAAACCCUCCCUAAGGCCAUUCUUUACCAACUCACGCAUAAUGUUGCACGAUGCUGCUGGUGAAAUGGUACAUCAUCCUACCUCGCCAAUACACGACCACGACCGAACUUGGUCUGUUAAGAUUCUACAAAAGUUUUUAACUUCCAAAACUAAAGGCAACAUUGAGCGCAGAUCAUCGGACAAAAGCGACCAAUUGACAAAUUCGUCAUUUCAAAUUGAAAAUAACAAGCAAAAAUGCAUUCAUUUAACAAACAAUAACAAUUCGGCAACAACACCAGAUCGUAUUUGUGAUAAUCGUAAUGAUAGUUCCGGUAAUGAAGGUAAUGCCGUCUACACUGAUGGCCAAACUUCAGAUCCGCAAAAUAGUCCUCCACGCGGAGAUAAAGACUUUAUGCGCAUGCAAGCCCAUCCAGCCCUGACACCGGUCAAUACCAGUGCCAAUUUAUUGGCUUCAAUGGUGGGACAACAAAAUGCCAAUAAUGCCGCCGCCGCCGCCACAACACCCUCAUCCAAUGAGAAACGCUCACGUCUAUUCCGCUCCUCGAGUAGUACACCGGGCGGUGGUAAGAAGAAGCAAACGCUUAGCCUAAGUGCAGAACCACGCUCAGUAUUAGAGACUUGCUUGUCGCCCACCAAUGUGGAACCACGUAAAAUGCUGCUGGAUCAGUUGAGCCGCAUAUUUGCCAGUGAGGAUUCGGUUAUACCCGAUGAGGUGACAAUAAUCAGUCCACCGGAAGCUUUAAGCGGUAGUAGUUUAGUACCCAAAUUGACAACAUUGUUUGCGAAUUCCUUUAAACCGGCCUUUGUGCCCCAGAAUACGGCCGAGGUGAAGGCGGUGUUACAAGCCCUCAUGGGCAAGAUACAGAAAUACUGCAAUUCAAAUGCCAAACCCCCCACCACAGUGAAAAUCCUAUUAAUCGGCGGUGAUUGGUUGCAGGGAGCUGCCCUGCGGCAUUAUGUGGAAUUGAUGGGUGUACGACCUCCCGAUUGGCUUAAUCAUUUGCGUUUCUAUAUUGUGCCCAUUGGUAGCAGCACCAUAGCUCGCCAUCUUAGUCAAAUGGAUCAGACCUAUGCGGCCAUGUUCGGUUCAGACAAUUGGUAUCAACUUUGUGAGAGAGCUGCCCAGACAGCGGCAGCAGUAAGCGCUGUAAAUGCAGCAAAUGCGGCAGCCUUGUCAGCCACAGCAUUGGCUGAUGCUGCAGCGGUUACAGGAAAUAAAUCGGAUAUUGUAGAGUUAGUUAAUCGUAUACAACGAUAUUUGCAUGCGGCUGGACCCUGCACACAAAUACCCAUAGCCGAGGCUAUGGUCAACUAUAAAGAUGAAGACUCAUGUCAAAUAUUUGUGCCAUUUGUUAGUGAUGUACGUAUUGGUUGUUUAGAAGGUCCCACGGCCUCCCUCGAUCUCGAAGAAAACUAUGCUCAAUCCUCCAUGUUAGGCUUAACGCAGCAGCAGUUGCAACAACAACAACAACAGUCACCCAAUCCCAGUGUAGCCAUACCCAUUGGCAACUCGAAUUCUCAAAUAUCCUCAAAUAUUGCCACACAAAAUUUAACCUCCAACCUUCAACAAGGUGUGGUUAGCAAUAGUGGCGGAGGUUUUGUUUCGGGUUCACCACCCCAAAGUGGCCGCAUAUCACCACCCCUGCAGACACCUCCCUCCUCGGCAUCAUCGCAUCGCGAAGGCGGCGGCCGUAUGGGUGAUAGUUUUAGUGCCACACCCCAACAUUUACAGGGCAAUAUGUCUAGCGAAGCUGUCGAAUUGCAAGUGGACUAUUGGCCCGUCAUACGACCCGGUGAACAUACCAGUUCCAAAGACAAGAGCACCACCAAAGGCGGUGAUCAGGGUGGUAAAAAUAGCAUAAAGAGUACAUUUAGAAGUCUACAGGUAUGGCGUCUGCCACAAAAUGCUCAAUUGGGCGAAAUAACGAAUGGUCUGACCGUUUCGUUUGCAACCAAAGAAAAGAAACAAAAGCAAAUUAUGCGUUUGGGUAAGAAGAAGGAAAAAGACCGUGAUCUCGAAAAGGAGCAAUGUGUCGAGGGAGUUGCUCGCUUAAUAUGCUCACCUAAGCAAUCACAUCCAGUGCCAUUAAGAGUUUACAUUGAUGGCACUGAAUGGACAGGCGUUAAAUUCUUCCAAUUAUCAUCGCAAUGGCAAACACAUGUUAAAAACUUUCCAAUUGCUCUAAUUGGUUGUACACCCAUGUCAUGUUCGGAAUUAUCCUAGUCAUUUUCUUAAGUAAAUAUCAUAGAUUUAUAAAACAUACAAACAUCUAUACAUCGUGAGGAAAAACAAAACUAAAUUUAAAAUGCUAAACAAAAACACAGAAGAAUACCACAAACCCCAUAUUAAAAAUACCAUAUAAAAACUAAAGUUGAUAAAACUAAACAAAACCAAGACCGUCGUUAAUAUUUUAUCAAAUUUAAGCUAAACAAAACUACAACAACAGAAAAAAAGACGGUACAAGCAAACAUUAUUCACUUUUAAAAGUCGAGGGUUUAAUGAUUUGUUCAUGAUACUGAUUAUGAUGACUUUUAUAUAUAUAUAUAUUGGAAUUGAAAAAUUUUAAUUUGUUUUGUAUUAUUUUUUUUAUAUAUACAUAUAAUUUUCCUUUUUAUUUUUUAAUUUACUUUGUAAAACAGUAGAAAUUAAUUGUAAAAAUAUUUAAAAAAAAAUUAUAAUAUAAUUAUAAAUUGUAUCAUUAUAUAUAUAUACCACAUGAUAAUACAAUAAAAAAAAAAAACAAAAACAAAACCCCUGGGCCUACGCCCUAAAAACUGAGCAAACAAAAAAAUACAGGCAUAGACUCAAUAAUAAUGAUAUAUAUAUAUUAUAAAUGAUAAUAAAAACAACAAAAUUAACCGUUAAAA
Messenger RNA from Stomoxys calcitrans (stable fly), 5643 nucleotides. It is a transcript of the gene KrT95D, whose product is annotated as phosphofurin acidic cluster sorting protein 2. The record is from RefSeq and is a predicted model, not a curated record. The transcript has 12 exons. Lineage: Eukaryota; Metazoa; Arthropoda; Insecta; Diptera; Muscidae. Gene Ontology annotation, biological process: protein localization to plasma membrane. The coding region runs from base 1175 to 4999 and encodes 1274 amino acids.